AUGUAUCAGGAGCUCACUUUCGUCUUCUUCUCUCUAUUUCAGCUCAUUGCGGCACACGGUCGCAUCACCAACAUCACAACGUCAACUGGCUCAGUCUACCCAGGAUGGGAUCCAGAGUUCGCAAAACAACCAACGCCCGCGCCUCAGCUCGCAGCUUGGACAUCAUCCAAUCUCGGCAACAUAUUUGUUCCGCCUUCACGGUUCAACACUACCGACAUAGCAUGUCAUUACGACGCUGUUCCUGGCGCACUGCACGUCAACACGACAGCCGGAGAUACGCUAAAGCUACAGUGGAAUGAAUGGCCGACAUCACACGUCGGACCGGUCCUGACGUAUCUUGCUGAAUGCAAUGGAAGUUGCGCGAGCGUAGAGAAAAGUUCAUUGAAGUGGGUGAAGAUCGAUGAGCUGGGAUGGCUGAACAGCACGGGGUGGGAUACGCUGAAGCUAGGCGGAACAUGGGCGACAGACGUGCUCAUUGCGAACCAUUUCACCUGGACGAUUAAGAUUCCCGCGGCCCUAGCAAGUGGAAACUACGUCGUGAGGCACGAGAUAAUCGCGCUCCACGUUGCUGAGCAGCUGGACGGUGCACAGAUGUAUCCGCAGUGCUUUAACAUAAGAGUGGCAAAUGAGGAGGGAAGGGGAGAGCAGAAAUUGGAAGGUGGAGUUAUGGGGACCAAAAUGUAUGGGAUGAGGGAUGGAGGGAUCUUGGUCGAUGUCCACAAGAAGAUUGCGGGAUACGAAAUUCCGGGACCAAAGCUAUGGAGUGGUGCGAUGAAGACGAGGCAACCGAAUGUAAGGAAACUAGUAAGAAGGAACGCGUAG
Molecule: messenger RNA, 822 nt
Organism: Cucurbitaria berberidis CBS 394.84
Lineage: Eukaryota; Fungi; Ascomycota; Dothideomycetes; Pleosporales; Cucurbitariaceae
Product: lytic polysaccharide monooxygenase
Exons: 1
Coding region: 1-822 (273 amino acids)
Source: RefSeq, a predicted model, not a curated record